Messenger RNA from Ilyonectria robusta, 2393 nucleotides. RefSeq lists its product as uncharacterized. The record is from RefSeq and is a predicted model, not a curated record. The transcript is spliced from 4 exons. Bases 86 to 2116 code for a protein of 676 amino acids. NCBI's taxonomy places the organism in Eukaryota, Fungi, Ascomycota, Sordariomycetes, Hypocreales, Nectriaceae.
AUUGCAGUACACACUCCGUUGCAGUAUACGCUCCGUUGCAGUACACGCUCACCGCUCGCCUACACGACACCCAGCCCAAGAAGAGAUGGGCAGGUCGUCCCAGCUCAGAAACAACUUGGAGGGAAUAUCGCUCUGGGUGUUGACUGCCUCCUUUACCGCGGCGUGCUUCGUCCUUCAGAAUGCCCCCUACCUUCGCGUUUACCUGACUGAGGAGUGCGAUAAACUGACGUCGCCGUCUCAAUGGCGCACAUACGUGCUGCUGUUGGUCAACGUGGCCGCCGGUAUCCCGACUGCAGCAGCAACACACUUCCGAACCGGGCUGCUGGCGCCGCCGAAAGCGACAUAUCAACCAGGAGACCGCAAGUAUAUUGGGAUCGAUACCCUGACCGGCUUCAAGGCUGCCACCCUGUUUCGGCAAACACUUUAUUUGUUUCUUCUCCUCACCCCUUUGCCGGUCUUCUUUUUGUCUAAUAGCUUUCUCUUCAUCGCCUCGCCUACGUACAACUCUUACGAACUAGUCGUCUCGACAUCCUUCUUCGACGGCAAUCAUUUCGACUUGUCAAACCUGACUAUGACGCGGUUCCCAAUGGGCGAAGAGCAGACCAUGCCGUCCCGUGACCUGCUCUGGCCGACUGCAUAUGGUGGUGUUGAGUGGCUGAACCAGUCGCUCGCGGAUCUGCAGCAGGACCCAAGGAUAUGGACGAACCUCUCCCGCGACGAGUGCCUGGGAGAAUUCAACUCGGCCCGGUAUGAGAAUUAUCGGACUCUCCUGCUUGUGACAGACUUUGACCAGGGCAACGACUCUCCACUGCCGAACAACUCUGCCUUGGCCGUCGGUGUUCUGCCGGGAUACCGCCUCACGUCCGUGUCGUCCUCACUGGUCGCGCUGUGCCCCGAUGCGUACCUCGAAGCCUACCCUCGUGUCGAGGCGCCUGAGAUGGCGCCGUUUAUGCCCCAAGAUUUAGAUUGGAGACCCUUCGAGUUCGAAUAUGCCGACCCCGCCGAAGCCGAAGCCUGGGUAACGCGCAACUCGUCAAUCUCCAAACGACAUUCGCAGGCUUUCAUGGAAUAUUCGCGAGAUUCAACCUCGGAUCCCAUGCCACGCCUAGACCUCUGCUACCAAUACUGGGCCGACGCCGACAAGUGGAAGCUCGAGGACGGUAACCGGACUUACAUGGCCCCCCGCGCGGACCUCAAGUACUGCCUGGCCGAGCCCAUGACGGGACAAACGUGCCAGGUUAUCAGCAGCCACACAGUGCUCUUGGCCCUCGCUAUCAUUCUGUCAGUCAUGCUCUGCGCCAUGACGGGUGCUCUGUUUCUGCGGUUGUGGGAAGAGGGAGUCCACACCUGCGAAGAGGCUGAGGAAUGCUUCAAGCGCGCCCUGCCCGUGCCUCUACAGUCGGUGGAAGAAGGAGUCCACACAUCUGAAGAGGCGAAGGAGCGCUCUCCAGCGUGGAACCAUGCGGGAUGGUGUGGGCAGGGCCGUUUCAAGGAUUCACCUUGGCCGUCGGAUCUCCUUUACCUCGUACUUUUCAUCUACAUCUGGGUUCUGUGGGGUACCGCAGGGCACCAAUCCAACCGCGAACUGCACAAGGCAGACCUAGGAGACGAUACAUGGCUAAGCAAGGCAAGCGUCAAGUACACCAUGAUCCACAUCUUGUACGAAGUCGUCUGGUUCUUCCACCUCAACGCUUACAAGAGGCGAGAACAGUGGAACACCGACCCUCUCCGGCCGUCCUGGCGUGGAUAUCUCGUCGAAAUCUUCCUGGGACUCGUCAAGACCAUGAUGCAUUUCGCUUUCACGCUGACUUUCGUCCAUGACCUGUAUAUUGUCAUGCCACUGGAAAGCAGUCCGGGCACCCUUGACAACGGAGUGUUUACCUCUGCCACAAUCUUGGGUAUCUCGACAUUCAACAGUCGCGACAGCUUGGCGAUUUUCGGGUUCGUUUGGUUUAGCACCGUCUUUGUUUUCCUUCCCACGGCUAUUGUGGACGGACUUCUUUGUUGGGUAACGACCCUGGACAUGAAUGAGAUAGGCCACUCAACUUGGAUGCAGUUGAACCCUUUGAUGUUUUUUGUUAUGGCCGUUGAUUGGUAUAAGUGCCGGAAAGGGUAGGCACAUCCGAGUCUUCCUUCAGCUUCCGUGCCUCCUGGUGGGGCUAGGAGCUCAGAUCUUGAGAGCAAAGUCAGAGUGUAGAUUAGAAUGUCGGCGUAAAUAGGUAGCAUAUGGUCCUUCGAAGAAUAGAAAUGAACAUCUCCACAGACAAAAACAUGAUAGUAUCAUCGGCUUGACAUCACUUUAGAUGAGCGCAUCUAAAUUACUCGUCGAGCCGGCUACGAUGCCUGAGGUAGGUGACCCAGUGUGACUCAUGGAGGCGAUCCGGCCGAUGAGA